Gongylonema pulchrum is the source of this 195-nucleotide messenger RNA. NCBI's taxonomy places the organism in Eukaryota, Metazoa, Nematoda, Chromadorea, Rhabditida, Gongylonematidae. The record is from the annotation of a GenBank genome assembly.
GUGCCUCCGCCAGGCAUUGAUUUCACGCUGCCAUCUCCGCCUGUUGGACAGAGCCAAGUUACGGUAGUGGAUCCACCAUGGAUGCCACACGUAAAGACUAAAGUUGAAGAAUUGAGUUUGAAGGAGGAAGAACAAGCCACGGAAAAGGGUCGAGCGGCUAAAAUAGAAGGAAUGGAGUGCGGAAUGCUGAGGUGA